CUCCGGUGACAGAAGACAGGACUUUGAUAAUUAGUUCGGGGCGGGCUAAGGAGUGUUCAAGUAGGCAACUAGGCAUCUUGAGACAAACAGGUAGUUGGUUGAUCGCGGAGAAGGAAAAUGUAAAGGAAAAGCAGCUGAAGCAAGAUCCAGGGCAUAUCCCUGGAAUGCGGACGUUGUGUUCUUUAAAAAAUGCAUGUGACAAACCCUUCAGAAGUCUGCAAAAGCUGAAUUUUCUUUCUUUCUUCUUUUUUUAAAAAGCAUCCUGCCUAUGUAAAUGUCACCACAAAAAUAUCUCAAGAGCAGGUUUCCCGAAACCCUGUUGGUGUGUGUUUGUCUGCGUGAAUGGGCUGUGUUUGGCUAGGGCUUGGUCGAGCCAGGGUGCACUGCAUGUCUGUGUUGCAGCCUGCAGACCUGGAGCGGUUUAGAGACCGUGUGGCGUUCGUAGAUUUCUUUAAGUGCUAAAUGCAACUUUGAAAAUUACCUGCAAGCUCCAACUGAUCUUUCAACUUUGAAAGUGAAGAAUUACUUGAGGAAUUCUUGUGGUUUCUUUGUCAUUGAGUGAGAGCCCAGCCAGCUACUGUGGAGGCGAGCCACCCCAGGUUGCCUACAAAGGGCAAUGUUCCAGUGUGUUUUCUCCUCGAGUGUGCUUGAGCCGCACAGCACUUCCUGUUUAUUCAAACAUCUUUUUUACCACUCGGCAACCCCCGCUUCACAGAAACAGCCAGAGCCCAUCUACAGCAAGAAGACGGAAAGCCAAAGGCAGACAGUGCGAGCUCCCUCCGCCAAACUCUUCAUUUUCUCUGCACUUCAGGUGGCAAGACAGCUCCUUUUGCAGCAGCAACAGCAGCAGCAGCAAGUUAGUGGAUUAAAAUCUCCCAAGAGGAAUGACAAACAACCAGCUCUUCAGGUUCCCGUGUCAGUGGCUAUGAUGACACCUCAAGUUAUCACUCCCCAGCAAAUGCAGCAGAUCCUUCAGCAACAAGUGCUGAGCCCUCAGCAGCUACAAGUUCUCCUCCAGCAGCAGCAGGCCCUCAUGCUUCAACAGCAGCAGCUUCAAGAGUUUUAUAAAAAACAACAGGAACAGUUGCAGCUUCAACUUUUACAACAACAACAUGCUGGAAAACAGCCUAAAGAGCAACAGCAGGUGGCUACCCAGCAGCUGGCGUUUCAGCAACAGCUUUUACAGAUGCAGCAGUUACAGCAGCAGCACCUCCUGUCUUUGCAGCGCCAAGGCCUUCUGACAAUUCAGCCCGGGCAGCCUGCCCUUCCCCUUCAACCUCUUGCUCAAGGCAUGAUUCCAACAGAACUGCAGCAGCUCUGGAAAGAAGUGACAAGUGCUCAUACUGCAGAAGAAACCACAGGCAACAAUCACAGCAGUUUGGAUCUGACCACAACAUGUGUCUCUUCCUCUGCACCUUCCAAGACCUCCUUAAUAAUGAACCCACAUGCCUCUACCAAUGGACAGCUCUCAGUCCACACUCCCAAAAGGGAAAGUUUGUCCCACGAGGAGCACCCCCAUAGCCAUCCUCUCUAUGGACACGGUGUGUGCAAGUGGCCAGGCUGUGAAGCAGUGUGCGAAGAUUUCCAAUCAUUUCUAAAACAUCUCAACAGUGAGCAUGCGCUGGACGAUAGAAGUACAGCCCAAUGUAGAGUACAAAUGCAGGUUGUACAGCAGUUAGAGCUACAGCUUGCAAAAGACAAAGAACGCCUGCAAGCCAUGAUGACCCAUCUGCAUGUGAAGUCUACAGAACCCAAAGCCGCCCCUCAGCCUCUGAAUCUGGUGUCAAGUGUCACACUCUCCAAGUCCGCAUCAGAGGCUUCUCCACAGAGCUUACCUCAUACUCCAACGACCCCAACUGCCCCCUUGACUCCCGUCACCCAAGGCCCCUCUGUCAUCACCACCACCAACAUGCAUACGGUGGGACCCAUCCGCAGGCGGUACUCAGACAAAUACAACGUGCCCAUUUCUUCAGCAGAUAUUGCGCAGAACCAAGAAUUUUAUAAGAACGCAGAAGUUAGACCACCAUUUACAUAUGCAUCUUUAAUUAGGCAGGCCAUUCUCGAAUCGCCAGAAAAGCAGCUAACACUAAAUGAAAUCUAUAACUGGUUCACACGAAUGUUUGCUUACUUUCGGCGCAACGCAGCCACGUGGAAGAAUGCAGUGCGUCAUAAUCUUAGUCUUCACAAGUGUUUUGUGCGAGUAGAAAACGUUAAAGGGGCAGUAUGGACAGUGGAUGAAGUAGAAUUCCAAAAACGAAGGCCACAAAAGAUCAGUGGUAACCCUUCCCUUAUUAAAAACAUGCAGAGCAGCCACGCCUACUGCACACCUCUCAAUGCAGCUUUACAGGCUUCAAUGGCUGAGAAUAGUAUACCUCUAUACACUACCGCUUCCAUGGGAAAUCCCACUCUGGGCAACUUGGCCAGCGCCAUACGGGAAGAGCUGAACGGGGCAAUGGAGCACACCAACAGCAACGAGAGUGACAGCAGUCCAGGCAGAUCCCCUAUGCAAGCCGUUCAUCCUGUACACGUCAAAGAGGAGCCCCUCGAUCCAGAGGAAGCUGAAGGGCCUCUGUCCUUAGUGACAACAGCCAACCACAGUCCAGAUUUUGACCAUGACAGAGAUUACGAAGACGAACCAGUAAAUGAGGACAUGGAGUGAAUAUCUGGGCAGGCCGACCCUGAGAAUGAAGAUUGGAAAAAGAAAAAAAAAAGAAACACGUCAAAAGUUAGCAGUGAAAUUGUUCUCCAUUUGUUGUACAGUCUGGAGGAUUUUCACUACAUUUUGACAACUCUGAAAUGUGUUAACUCUUAGUGCCAUCAAGAAUCCCAUUUGGGAGUAUUUUUGAUUUUUCUACUUUUUGUUGAAAAAAGGAAUUUGUACUCUGUGCAUUGGAUGGACUUGUUUGGUACUUGGGAUUUUCCUCUCUUAACAGUCAACAUCAGUGUUGUAAAUUUGCUAAACUGAUUCACUUUUAGCAGCAGACUUUGAACUGCAGUCCUGCCAACGUUGGACACUGAGGACGCCCGACGGAGCUUGUGCACCUAAGCUGCAGACCAAGCCUUUGCCCAGAAUUUAAGGAUUCCAAUGGACGACCUAUUUGCACAGUACUGCAUGUUGAUUAUCACUGCCUUUACUCCAUUUUGUUUUUUUUUGUUUUUUUUUUUUUUGCUUCCAGUUGGGAUGGGGAAGGCCUUUGUGUGUGUAUUGGGGGGAGGGGUUAAAAAAUAAUUAUCCCAAACUUUUUAAUGUAUUGCUUUUUUUUUUUUCCUUCUACUAUACCAUUUUAAGUUCUGACCUCAGGCCUCCAUUUGGGCCCACGGCCUCUUGGAGGCUUAAAGUUUUCUGUACCUUGUGAUGAAUGUUAAUAGGUGUUUUUAUUAUACAAAGCUGAAUGUCAUUUCUUGUUUGUAGCUUUCUGUCACUCAUUCCAUCUUCCUUCAGACAUCACCACGUUUCUCUAAAGUCAGAAAACAUUCCGUUUUGGUCUUUUUAAAAAGGUCCCAAAUGCUGCACUCUACACAUGAAGGUCCUCUCACACAGACGUGACGUCCUGCCAGAAAGAGAAUGAAUGACAGAAAAAAAAUAGAGACAUACUCUAGGAACAAUGCGAUUCAUUCCAUGAAGCAGUAUUGGGGGUGGCUAGGGGGUGGUUUCCGGUUUUCCUUUUUUUUUGCAGCAAACAUCAUUCUUAAUAAAUGCCACAGCGUUCUGCCAGCACAAGGAAACAUAGGCAGCACCAAAAAAAUAUUCUUAUAUUAAUUAGACUGACAAUAUGGUCAUGAAGGUUCUCCCUUGUGUAAUCAAGUUGCCGCGGGCCGUGGGCUGUUCAUUGUUAUAACCAGUGUGGGUUGCUUUGUUUGCAAAAUGGCCAAAAAAGCUGGCUUCCCUGAGCAACUUUGCUGAAAGUGGUGGCAGUGGAGGCUCUGAGUUUGUACAUCAGUUCAGACAUGCUUGGUGGCAUUAACCCGUUUGAAUGCAAAUUAGAUUUCAGAUUGAACUUGUUAUGAGAGUUAAUGGGGACUGAGUUCAGCAAAUGCUAAAGUGUUCAUUUCAAAUGUGCAAAUUCGGUACUGCAGUUCAGUUUGUUAUGCAAUAUUAUCACACCAACCCAGUAUCAAAAACUAACAGUAGAAGACAUCAGAUAGGCCCUGGGCUUUGGGGAACCAAACAUGGUAUGCAAAAGGCGAUGGUUCUCGGUCAGGACAACCUCAGUCCUCAGAACCCCUUGACACCUCCACUCUGCACCCUCUUUCCUGUCAUUUAUUUAUCUAGGACUGUAGCUUUUAUUUUAGUUUGAGAGCCUUUCAAAGCUUAAUUUAUAUUCUUUGUACCUUUUUUUCCUAAAAUUACCAAAGAUAUUACACAAAGGUAAAUUAUGUUCUCAGUUUUAUGCUUUAUCUGAUGAAGCCAAAUAUCCUCUUAUUGUUGAUCAAAGGAGGCAAGAGAAUUGCAAAUGACAAGCUAUAGGCUGUUGCUAACCUGAGAAAGAGAACUGCUCCUUCAUCAUAGAGUAAAUUUAGAAAGCCAAGUAGAUAAUGGAACCAAAGUUGUUACUUUUUCUUGGUCGUUUUUGUUUUCAUUUUUUCUUUUUUUUUUUUUCCCAGUACCUCUACAGAGACCAAAACUCAUUCUUGUAACGAGCAAUUUAUGGGGCUACUGCAGAUAAAAACAAGACACAGUAUUAAAGGAGCCACAGAUGGAAGUCCCAUCUUAAAGAAAAAAAAAAAAAAAAAAACUGAACGUAUGCCACUGAAAUUAGAGUAUCCAGUAAAGGAGACAGUGACGAUAAGAGUCAGAACAGAAAAGCUUCCGCAAUGGAACCAGACCACAUAAUAGUAUUUCUAGAAUAAAAACAUUUUUUAGAAAAAUUAUAUGCCACUUUUGUUUAAGGGCUGUGCUAUGAUCACUGCAUUAAUUUUGGUUUAUCUUGGCAUAUAUCCUCCAGUUUGUUUUGUUUUGUUAUUAAUUUGUUCCUUUUUUUCUGAUUAGGCUUUGGUCAGCAUUUUUAAUUUUUUUUCAAAGUAACACUCCCGUCCACUCAUAAGCUUGGUACAAAAACUUCUCUGGCAGUUACUUUUGAAGCUUCACUCUGCUUUCUGUAUAAAGGGCAGUCUGUGGUCACGCAAGACUUUUUUUUUAAACUUUUCCAGGCAGCUUCAUGAUGUGCAGCAGUAGCCAGACAGGGUCAUGGGAAGGGGGCCCUGUGCUUCUAAACUGAGUGGUUGCUGGUUAGUUUGGUAUUCAAAAGAGGAUAAAAAUCUGGUAGAUUAGUUCAUUCUCAGCAUGUGUAGCUAGACAUGAGUAAAGAUAACAGCAUGAGAAACUGUUAGUACGCAUACCUCAGUUCAAACCUUUAGGGAAUGAUUAAAAUUAAAAAAAAAAUACAUUUCACUCAGUUGCACUUAGUCGUAUGUCUUGCAUGCUUAGUCUAAAGACUGUAGCAAAAAAAAAAAAAAAGAAAAAUUAGAUUUUACAUAUCUUUGCAGGUAUCACAGCCUUGCACAAGAACCAACUGAAAAAAAAAUUCUCAGGCUUUAACAGCAAGCAAACUUCACUAUGAUUUUUACAGUUCUGAUUCUGUAUCCCUCGGGGGUAUUCCAGUCGCUUCUUUAGGAUGGGGUUUAUUAUGUUGUACAUAUAUCCCGAUGUGUCUGUGUGAAUCUUUGUCUUUUUUGGGGGAGGGCGGAGGGCGGUUCUUUUUUUAGAUAUUGUUCCUAAAAAGGAAUAAAUGCAUACACCUGUUUGUCAAAACACCUUUGCUUUUUGUGCAACUGCUUUAUAUUAACGAUACUAAAAAAAAAAAAACAAAAAAAACAGCUUUGGAAAAAAAAACUACUGUAUGUAAUGGAAUUGCAGAAUUUGCUGGACAUGUAUUUUAUUUAGUUAUCUCCUUGCUUUAAGACUAUUGGAUGACAUUUUCUGACAUGUGGGAGGGAGAAACUCCCUAACUUUUUUUUUUUCUUUUAAAUUGUAACAUAGUUGACAGAUUUUUUUUUUUUUCCUGUUCUCAUUGAUUGGAGCAUUUUGUACAGGUUUUGUGUGUGUGUGUGUGCGUGUGCGUGCGUUAAUCUGUUUUUUGAUACAUUCCUAUCCCUUGUGUUUAUCCUACCACUGCCUUCCUGGCUAUCUUAAACAAGUUCAUACAUUUGAAAAGAAAAAAAAGUGUUGUUUUAAAAAAAUGUUUUCUCCUGCUGCAGUAAAUAUUUUGCAUGAUGAAAUUCCAGGGUCACACUUUCAAAGUUUAUCAGUGAAGUAGUGAUUACUAACGGGGAGUGUCAAAACUAUUAAACUUUUGUAUAAAAAAGAAAAAAAAACUUUACAAGGUGCCAAGAUGUAAAGAAAAAUUUGUUACUUUUUUUUUUCUCAAAGAAAAGCGUACAUUAGGGAGGUAGUCCCAUGUGUCAGACAAAUGCACUGUUAGGAAUGAGGACCCACCCUCCCUGUCCCUAGAGUCUGUCAUAUAAGAUGAGUUAGGCUGCCACACUGGACAGCAGCAAAAUGGACUCUCAAGGCUUAUGUAUGUACACAAAGAGUGACCACCAGGCCUGCCACCUUCGGACAGCUCUAACGCUAUUUCCAGCAUCCUGUCAGACCUAGGAAAGAAAACUUUGGAUUCUUAACCCAAGAUAUGAUGUAGAUCACUAGCUUUUUUAUCAUGAAAAAAUAGAGUUACAAAAUACUUCUUUCCACAUUCCAGCUGAGCGCCGUUUCCAAGGGCACAAAGAAGAAUGUGCUUGUAUGGAUUUUGAAUCUUUUUGGUACCUUUUGGUGAAUGGCAUACCCGCCUGAUAUUUUGGAUAUUUUCAAAGUCGGUUUUGCUUUUUUAUCCUGAGAAUCAGAUUUCCAGUUUGAAAGGCAUUUCUUGGGCCCAGUGUAGCUCACACAAUCUCUGCUACCCAUAAGCCUUGAUGAAGAUGGUACAGUCCGGACUGUGAGCAUGGUGCUUCGUGUGUAUGUGCUGCCGGUAACAAGAAUUUUUUUGUUUUGUUUUGUUUUGAUAAGGCAUAAAAGAACUCAUUCCUUGACAUCAACUGUAAUUCCAUCAUUCCAUGUCUGUGGAUACAGACAAUAAAAAAAAUGUUGUGUAGUCAGUACUAAUUACUGACAUUAUAGCAUUCUCAAAUGCAAUAAAAAUGCUGGUUGUUCACACUGGUA
Carlito syrichta (Philippine tarsier) is the source of this 7156-nucleotide messenger RNA. It is a transcript of the gene FOXP1, whose product is annotated as forkhead box P1. Lineage: Eukaryota; Metazoa; Chordata; Mammalia; Primates; Tarsiidae. Gene Ontology annotation, cellular component: nucleus. The transcript has 16 exons. Gene Ontology annotation, molecular function: RNA polymerase II cis-regulatory region sequence-specific DNA binding; DNA-binding transcription repressor activity, RNA polymerase II-specific. The coding region runs from base 617 to 2659 and encodes 680 amino acids. Gene Ontology annotation, biological process: regulation of transcription by RNA polymerase II. The record is from RefSeq and is a predicted model, not a curated record.